AUGUUUGCGCUUCUUCUAUGGCUUGGCUUCGUCAACCAAUCACUCGCCCAGGCUAAUUCGACGGCCCUGGAAGGCUGGCAAUUCGAUGACAACACACGCUCUAGUUGGGACAUUUUCUGGACUUGUGUUUCAACAAUCCUUGCAUGCACAUGGACAGCCCUGCAUAUUUCUGUCCCAAGACGUGAUGAUACACAGGCAGGAUAUUUUUGGGUAAAGGCAGUGGCGUGGAUAUGCACGAUACUUGCCCCGGAGGCUAUGGCUGGAACUGCAGCCGAAGAGUUAUGGCAGGCAAGAUCUACAGCAGCACGCUGCAAUGCUGCUUUUCGCACAGCAUACGGCGGUGGAGGAGAUGCAGACCCAUCACUCACAGAAGAUUCAAAAAUACGAAAGACAGAAACGUCUGAGGGUCGCUGGGACACUGUCCAGGGGUUUUGCCUCGGUAUGAAUGGUGUGCUUCUACAGACCAAGGAUGAUUGGACAUAUCCAGUACACUGUAGCAACAUCGUUGCCCUAAUCAAAGCACGCGUCAUCAAGUCAUCUCAUUUGGGCACUAGAGACAUCCAAGACCGCGCCAAGGCUGACUCCUUUGCCAAAGGAUUUACUCUACUCCAAGCCUUAUGGGUGACUUGCAAUGUCAUUGGCAGAAAAGCAUCCGGCUUGCCAAUUACAGCUCUCGAGAUUACUACAGUGGCGUAUGUCGCCUGUGCUGCCGCUACAUACAUAACUUGGUGGAAUAAACCGAAAGAUAUGGUAACACCAAUCACGAUUUAUCUACCAUACGAUCGCGAUUCCGAGAGUAUGCCGCCUCAAGUCAGAGAUAUACUUAACGAAAAGGUUGAGAACUGGGUUCACUCGGAUGCUUUCGAAAGAGACACUGGCUCUCCGGUAUGGCAAAUCAUUGUCAAAGGCUUCCAUGUCCAACACAUUGUGUUAUCAUUGGUUUUUUCACCGUGGUUAUGGAAGGGGUUCUGGCAAGAGUUCAAGGAUGAUUGGGCUGUCAUAAUACAAAAUUGGCAGGCUCGAAAACCACCAGCUAGGCAUUCUGAUGGCAGCAAUGGUGGCCACCAAGAUGAGGAAAAUCCCCAGGAGACUGAAAAAGCAUGUCAAACCAAAAACGGUAGCCAUAUAGACAGGAAAAUCUGCCAUGGGCCGGAGCCAGAGCCAUUUGUCAUCAAUGGUGACCAUCGAAAUGAAGAAAUCCCCCGGGAUAUUAUAGCAGUAUCAGGGUCUCAACAGCCGAGAAAUGGGCCGAAAGUUGACGAAAUAUUGACCGUGACGGAAACUUGCCAAGGAGAAGAACCCCCGGUGAGGUCCUCCGAAGCCAGCAGAAUUGACUACCAAGAUGUGGAAACCCAUCAGGAAAUUGAGCCGCCAUAUGAGUCUCGACAUGCGGGACACUCACCAGAAGACGACGAAAGAAUGACGAUCACGGAAUGGACCAAUAUCACACAUUUCUAUAUGUUCGCUGCAUUGGUCUUUUGUGGAAUACAUGUUGCUGCGUACGUAUUACCAUUCCCUUUGAUAUUCUUCUUCAUGCUGGAUAAAACUGAGAACCGAGAAAUGUAG
This is a messenger RNA of Penicillium coprophilum, 1566 nucleotides long. RefSeq lists its product as uncharacterized. The record is from RefSeq and is a predicted model, not a curated record. The transcript has a single exon. Bases 1 to 1566 code for a protein of 521 amino acids. NCBI's taxonomy places the organism in Eukaryota, Fungi, Ascomycota, Eurotiomycetes, Eurotiales, Aspergillaceae.